AGUGUCAUGUCAAUUGUCAAUUGUCAUCUAAUGUAACCUAAAAACAAACAACUUAGAAAACUGAAAAUUAGCAAUCAAAAUUAAACACUAAUUUCAAUAUUAAAAGUAUUAUUGAUUUGCAUAUAAAAAUGAGAUUAAAUCCUGUUCUUUUUACGGCGCCUUCAAGCAAAAACGCAAGAAGGCCUCAACGAGAACCUGUUCCUUUUCAAAUGCUUUUACCUCUUCGACUGAAGAAGACCGUGUCUGGUAAAGGAGAUAAAGUCAAAGAGGCCGCUUGUAUGCAAGAAAUGGCAGUUAUGUUUGCUUGCUUCAAAAAAGCAGAGUUCGAUCAGCAACAGUGCUUGAAAGAGGUGUCAUCAUUUCAAUCUUGUUAUAAAGAUUACAACGAACGUGCCAAGCUCCAGAGAGAACAAGGCAGGAAAGGUAUUCUUGUUCCUGGUGAAAAGAAUUUGACACAUAGACAAUUGAAUCAACUUUUAAAAUCCUUCCCUCCCAAAGUGUAAACAUGUAGCUUUUAUUUUAAAUAGUGUAAAUAAAUUAUUAUUAGAGAAUGAUGGUAA
Messenger RNA from Bicyclus anynana (squinting bush brown), 560 nucleotides. RefSeq lists its product as uncharacterized. NCBI's taxonomy places the organism in Eukaryota, Metazoa, Arthropoda, Insecta, Lepidoptera, Nymphalidae. The transcript has a single exon. Gene Ontology annotation, molecular function: RNA binding. Gene Ontology annotation, biological process: mitochondrial translation. The record is from RefSeq and is a predicted model, not a curated record. Gene Ontology annotation, cellular component: mitochondrial ribosome; mitochondrion; nucleoplasm. The coding region runs from base 129 to 503 and encodes 124 amino acids.